UCCUGGCAGAGGCGCGAUGGCCGACCGCGGCGGCGGCGGUCCUUGCGAAGCGCCGGGCCCGCGGGGCUCUCCGCGGUCGGAGCCCCGGGUCUCUCGCGCGCCGGGGCCGGGCGAGACCCCGCGCAGCGCGGCGCUGGCGCUGCGGUUCGACAAGCCCAUCAAGCAGGCCUUCUACAACACGGGUGCGGUGCUGUUCGUGUGCCUGUGCUGCGGCGCGGCGGUGCUCGUCUACUUCAUCCUCGAGGCCUUCCUGCGGCCGCUGCUCUGGGCCGUGCUGUGCGGCACCUUCCUGCACCCGUUCAAGAGCUCGCUCACGCGCCUGGGCCGCCGCUGGCUGCGCCGCCUGCACCGCGCGCACACGCCCAUCGUGCUGGCCGCGCUGCUGCUGCCCCUCUGCUUCGCCGACUACGGCGUCGAGGCCCUGGGCGAGCAGGCGCUGCGCCGACGCCGCCUGCUGCUGCUGCUGGGCGCCGGCGGCCCGCUGCUCUACGGCCUCUACUGCCUGGGCAGCUACCUGGGCGUCCAGGUGCUGCUGGCGCACGCGGGCGCGCUCAUCUGCAGCGGCCUCGACUACUUCAGCAGCCUGUGGAUCUGGACGUUGGUACUUGGCUAUGUGCUGAUGGUUUCAUUCAAGUGGAAUGCAAACACUGAACGCUACUUGAGAGCGGUUUCGAUUCCUGUCUGGAUGAUACUGCUUUUUCACAUAGCGUCCCUGGCUGGCUCAUGGAGAAUUCCAGUGUUCCUGGUUAUUGUUUUCCUGAUGUCUGUGGGCACCCUUUAUGAAACACAGGACGGGAAGGAGUCUGCUGGGGCAGAAUUACCAGGACAAGUGAUCUCCAUGGCGGCUUCUACACUUGCAAACUUGGCCAUCUCCAUCACAGGGUAUGAGUCAAGCGGCGAAGACCAGCCCUCCCCUCAGCCUGCAGAGCCCACGGACAGGGGAGAGCUCCCCCCAGCACUGUCCGCUUCCUCUCCAUCCUCUUCUCGGUCCUCACCUUCCUCUCCUUCGCCCACUCUGGGCAGACAGAGGUCUGAGGUGGGGACGUUUCUCCGAAAGAAGAAAGCGAGUGACAUCUACUUCGUGUCUCUCGUGUGGGCCAUCAUUGCUGUCCAGCUCUGGCUGAACCUGUGGAUCGUGCAGCUGCUGCCGGUGCCUGUUGCAGCCUGGAUAAUCAAAAAGCUCGUGAUUCACUUUGGAGUGGUGGGCUUCCUGGAGAAACGCUGCCUCGUGUGGUGGCAGGUUAUCGAGUGCUUCCUGAAGGAGCGGCAGAAGGCCUUAGCGCCAUGGCCGAUUAUCGGGCUUGGAAAGUUCUUGCUGAAAGUCGAUACCAAGCUCUGGCACUGGCUAAAUAAGAAGAUGAUCAUCUGGCUGGAGAAGAUGUUAGAUAAAAUUAUUAGCAUCUUCAUCAUAUUCUUGCUAGUAAUAGGAACCCUUCUUUUAGCCCUUCUCCUGACUGCCAAGGUACAUCAAGAAAGUGUACACAUGAUUGAAGUCACAAGUAAUCUGAUUAAUGAAACGGUAGCAAAUCACCCAGAGUGGGCAAAUUGGCUUCCUGAGGCUCAGGUGGUCCAAAGAGCCCUUAAUUCUGCGGCUAACAAUGUCUAUCAGUAUGGACGGGAAUGGAUAACUCACAAGCUUCACAAAAUUCUAGGGGAUAAGGUGAACAACACAGCUGUGAUUGAGAAGCAAGUCCUAGAGCUGUGGGACAGACUGUAUCACUCUUGGUUUGUAAAGAACGUGACACAUUCCGGAAGGCACAAAGGGCACAAGAUGCAUGUGAGUCGCCAGAACAGCUGGCUGGGGGACAUUCUGGACUGGCAAGACAUCGCCUCCUUCGUCCAUGAGAACAUUGAAACAUUCCUCUCGAUAUUAUCUUUUGGCUUCCAAAUAUGGAAGAUGAAGAUCCUGGAGUCCCUGUGGAUUGUCAUGAGCCGGAAUGUGAGCUUACUGUUCACCACGGUCACCACGCUGCUGACCAUCCUCUUCUACAGCGGCACCGCCCUUCUCAACUUCGUGCUUUCCCUGAUAAUUUUCCUGACCACACUGUUUUAUCUGUUAAGUUCCAGUGAUGAGUACUACAAGCCAGUGAAGUGGGUGAUAAGCCUGACACCACUGUCCCAGCCAGGCCCUUCUUCUAAUAUUAUUGGCCAGUCUGUGGAAGAAGCUAUCAGAGGGGUGUUCGAUGCUUCCCUCAAAAUGGCUGGCUUCUACGGCUUGUACACCUGGCUGACUCACACUGUGUUUGGCAUCAACAUUGUCUUCAUACCAUCAGCUUUGGCAGCAAUCCUUGGAGCGGUGCCAUUUCUGGGGACAUAUUGGGCAGCAGUGCCUGCCGUUCUCGACCUGUGGCUGACACAAGGGUUAGGAUGUAAGGCCAUCUUGCUCCUGGUCUUUCAUCUCUUGCCAACAUACUUCGUAGACACUGCAAUCUACUCCGACAUAUCAGGAGGGGGCCACCCUUACCUGACUGGCUUAGCUGUGGCUGGUGGAGCGUACUACCUGGGCCUGGAAGGAGCAAUCAUUGGGCCCAUCCUGCUCUGCAUACUUGUGGUUGCUUCCAAUAUCUACAGUGCCAUGCUAGUGAGCCCUACGAAUUCUGUGCCCACACCAAACCAGACACCGUGGCCUGCUCAGCCUCAGCGGACUUUCCGUGACAUCUCUGAGGAUCUGAAAUCUUCAGUAGACUGACAUGGCUUUACUGCUGUGACCCCUCUGGGGAGUUCUACCUCGACAGUGAAUUCUCCCAGUUGUGGCCUCUGUCCUGUCAGCUGUGUCUGGCAGGCAGAGGCUCCAGAAGAGAAGCUGAGGACUCGCUCUAGGCUGCUUUGCGUUUUAAAACACGGCUUGAGUCGGAAACGGUGUGUGCCCACAGCUCACGCUACGAUGGCUUGAAAGGUUGCAGUUCGCGCACUGGUUGGCAUCAAGGCUUAAACUGCCCCUCAUUGUCUACUGCAAUGCGUAUUUAUGAAGUUACCCUGAGGAUCCUAGAAUGACUGCCAUUAAAAGUAUUUGUAUUUCCAGUGUAAUUUUUCUCCUGCCUCAGGAGUUCUUAGCCCCCUUUCAGUGACGAGGCCUUCACUUUGGAGUCUGGUUUGAUAAGCAGGGGAAAUGAGUCUCACACCCUUUUAGAACCCCGCCACCCCUUCUUGGAGGAGAAAGGUGUCUGUGCCUGAGAAGAGAUGGUGGGGUAUGUGUGCUGUGACAGGCGUGGAGCUCUUCCCUCCUCCCUCCCCUCCGCCUUUCCUUUCAGGGUUGCCAAAUUUCUACAGCCUUUCUGACCGCGUUGGAUGGAGACCCUCACUGAGCUGCCAUGAAUGCGGCCGUGUAAUAAUAGCACCCGUGCCGUCAACUCUCUCCUCUUAAGUCCUUUACGAGAAGAGACUCUCGGGUGCCGUGGUCCUCUGCUUUGCUGUGUGCGUCCCCAGGUCUUUACUCGGAACUGUACCAGUAAGUUUCUUGGCAGCAGACUUUUGUGUUCUCUGCCAACUUAGCACAGUGCCUUGCACACGUGACUGUCGCUGGGCUUCACUAACUUUCUGCGCAUCUCAGAUACGACGCGGCCAGCAUCGUGCUUUACGUGGUCAGCUUCCCACUCUGUUCGCACCCGCUCUCUCGGCUUUGCGUUCUCAACAGUGUCAUCCUUGUUGGGGCCACUAAGCCUCGGGGCAGUGGCCAGUGCAGAGCCGCCAGCUGCCGUAAGACGCGGUCUCCCGUCUUCCGACUUCACAUCUGCUUUCUUAGGGUACCAGCAGCUUUCCAGCCCUGUGACCCCAGGUGUUGUCGCACGUUCCCUGCAGGUGAAGGGAAGCUUGUCCUGCUUCACGGCAUGAUAGGAAGGAAGGCUGUCUCCUAGUUCCGCGCACCUUCCUAGCUGGCUGUUCAGUCAGCAGCCCUGCCCGUGCCCAGAGGGAAUGUGAAGCAGAAGGGAUUUCUGUCAAAGUUUUUUUUUUGAAAGCACUUAAGACUAAAGUUAAGUUUUGGUAAAGCAUCUGGCUAAGUUUAUAACGUUAUUUAUGUCACGAGUCAUAAACCCCACACACUGCAGUGUCUUGACUUGGCUGUGUAUAAGUGGAACACAUGCAGGUCUCCCGGCUGUAUCAUGAAUCCUUCAACAUUUAUGACUGAUUAUCCCGUUACCUGUUAGAUUUGGCCACUAGAUCCCUUACUGUGUUCUUUAAUCAGUUGCUCAUUAACACAUUUCUUGAGUGUUAGUAAACUCUAGGCACCAUGCCGGGGACUGUACAGGGUGCUGUGGGCGAUAAAGGCAGCCUCUCACCUUAAACGCCGGCCAGAUCAUGUAUCAUAUACUAAAUCUAAAAUUCUUGUAUUAAAAUGCCUGAGGAGAGGAACCAAGUUUGUGUUUGUUUACCAUAACCUGGUAAGUUUAUAGCUAUAAUUAGCACAUGCUCAUAAGAGGCAAAUAGAUACAGUGGUUUGUAUACGUAUACAAAUUAUGUUGCUCCAAUGUGCUUUUAGCCAUGUAAAAGCAAAAUUGCAAAAACCUGAGUUUGAGCUGAUUCGUAGCUGUUGGUAGAAUAGUUCUGAAUCUGAAUGUGAAGUUGUUCAUGGGGAACUCUGAACUUCCUAAACUAAUGGCACUGACCCAAGCCUUUCCUGAAAUUUUAGGAGCAGAGGUCCCCACGUUGCCACACACCACUCCAUUGCUACAGUGAAUUCAGGAAGGCCACCAGUUAGGUAGGUUGGAACCAAAAAGGCACCCUGGCAUGUACCAGGAACAGAGAGGAGGUUUACAAUAUUUUCCUAGGAUAGAUAGAGUCUCUGCCCUACCCUGAAGUGUUUGCAUGGGAAUUUGAGCCAGGAAGAAGUUCCCCUAGGAACAGAGAUGGUAUCUAUGCCUUACCUGUUUUUUUGUUUUGUUUUUGGUGUGUGUGUGUCUGUGUGUGUAGAAUGCAGUAUGUUAUUUGUAUGUGAGUAUGUGUGUGUGUAGGAUGCAGUGUGUUUAUUUGUGUGUGAGUAUAGAAUGCAUCCAUGAAGCAAAAGUAACUUCAGUGAAACUGAGGACAGAACUCUGUCUUAGCGUCUUGGAUUGUGUUAGCUUCAGAUUCCCAUUCUCUGACCCUUUUAAAUGGAGUGGGCUCAAGAGUUGUUGGGAAGCUGUGUGUAUGAGAGAAUGAGUUCAGGGCUGGGAGCAUCAGUCCCAUGUGAUGUCCCCCUGCCUGAAUCCUACACUCUGGUUUUUAGACAUGAUCUAUGGGCCUCUUUGGCUGCCAGUGUUAGGUGUUAUUAAAGCUGUGAGUCUCCUAACCCUUCUUCCCUAAGAGCUGGCUGCUCCCCUUUGGACUCUGAGGUGAGUCUGGCUUGGCUCGUGACUGUGGAAAGGUACCCAGGUUGUAUUAUGUGCAGCCAGCCCCUGUGUCCAAACUGUGGCUUUUGCGAUGGCGGCUGCUUGUCCCGUGUAGAGGCAGUAAAGAACUUGCAGGGGAGGCCUUCUGUUCGAAAGAGCUCACCUUGCUUCCUCGGGACUUGUGCAUUCCUCCAGUUCCCCGCUCUGAUGAGUGCCUGUUUCAGAAGUGAGGCAAGAAACGCUGGGAGCUGAAGGUCAACCGGGCUUAGACUAGAAUGCUAAACUUCCCAUAAUCCAAUCCUGACCUUCCAGUAUCUUCUGAGGGUCUCCCACAGCCUUUCUAAAAGUAUCACGGUGGGACUUUGAAUGCCUUUUCACAGUAAAAAUCGCUUGUGGCAACUUCUAAAUUUCAGUUCCUGCAAAGAACAACUACUAUUUAUUUUCUAUUUAUUUUUUAAUCAGUUUCUUGUCUUUGCUAUUUUUGUCCUCAAAUGUGUUCAUAUUUUUUAACUUACUAAAGCCUGUGCAAAACACCUAUCUGAAGCCACCAAGCAGCUUUCUUUUCUUUUAAGUUUUUUUUUUUAAUUGAUAACUUAAAGAGAAUUGUACAUGAAGAUUCUUCUUACCAGUCACAGAAGUUUGGUACUUGGAUGGGCUGUUGUAAUGAGAUGAGGUUGUUUUAGAGAAGGAAACAGGUUUAUGGGUAAAGCAGCUUAUGGUACAGAGCCAGUUAGCAACAACAGAAUCAGGAGUGGAAUGUAGAUCCUGUCCCUCUCAGCCCACCUGCGUUUCUUCCCUUCUCCUCACAGCUCAGCCACUUUUGUCACCAAAAAAAGAAGAUGACGAAGAUGUUCUGUAGAGCAGUUGUUUGCAGAAUUAAUGAAGUUGUAGGAGAAAAACCUGCUGGGGUAGGGAGAUUCCAUGGUCAGUUAAAAUUGAGGAAUGCUAAGUUAUCUCCUUCCCCUGGGAUGCUUUUGUUAUGCCAGGACAUGUUGUGAAUUUAGGGAGGGCAGACUGUUUUCAUUGUACCCUGUACCUCUAUUCUCCCAGCUUUCCUUCCUCUGAGCAUCUGGAAAGACCCGAGGUCCCUUUGCGCUCUUGAUCAGGUUUACAGGUCUCAUAGAAGACGUUGCUGGUGAGGAUACUGGCAGUGCAUGUGUUGCCGGGCUUCCGUGGGACGGCAGGAAAGCCCAGCGGUCUGGGGAGACACCAGAAAGAACACACAUUGCUGCCCAGAGCUGUACCUCGCAGGAAAGAUGUUCUUUCCCAGCGGUGGCAGGCAAAGCCAGUAUCCCCAAGUUAUCCAAGAAUCACCUAAAUUGCAAAAUACACUGGUGAUAUUGGCACUGCGUCUUGGCAAUGCUUUUGUGUGGCACUUUAUAAUUUUCAGGCACCUUUGGGCUCAACCCUGUGAGCUAAAUAGAUAGUAUUACAGUCAUUGUUCAGAUAAGGCACUGGAAGCUCCGAGAAGUGUGUUUUUGUUGAUGCCUCUCUCUCUCUCUCUCUCUCUUUUGUUGAUGCCUCUCUCUCUCUCUCUCUCUCUCUCUCUCUCUCUCUCUCUCUCCCUCCCUCCCUCCCUCCCUCUCUCUCUCUCUCUCCCCCACCCUCCUCUCUCCCAAUUAUAGAUCACAAAAGGAUGGAGCCAGAAUUUGGUUACAGUCUCUGACUCCAAGUCCAAAGCUGUUUAUACUGGUCUUUCCUUCUAGCUUUAUGUAUACGGCGAAGGUAUGGAAACGGAUCUAACAGUGGCUUUGCUUAUUGUGAGGGACGAAAUCCUUUGUAUUGGGGUGACCCAGCAGUGUAACCCUUACUGUAACUGUCCUAGAGAAAAAACCCUCCUUCGUCCUUGCAGUGCGACUUGUACUUCAAACACUGACUGUGAAACUAACACUGAACAUACUGUUGUUAGUUAUUUAGCUCUGCAAAUGCAUCUCCUAUGCAUUCUCAGGUGAAGGAGAGAAAUGGUUUGACAGGAAAACUAGCAUUCAAAUGCAACCAUAAAUAUCCUUUAUUACAUACGUGCUGUUUCUUAGCUUUAAUUUGCUCUCACAACUUAAUUGAUGUCACAACAUCUUUGUAAAAUGUAAUAUAUUUCUAUUUUGAAAUAAAGUCACAAAUGUUGGAUGAAA
Messenger RNA from Mesocricetus auratus (golden hamster), 7435 nucleotides. RefSeq names its product transmembrane protein 245 (gene Tmem245). The coding region runs from base 17 to 2689 and encodes 890 amino acids. The transcript is spliced from 19 exons. NCBI's taxonomy places the organism in Eukaryota, Metazoa, Chordata, Mammalia, Rodentia, Cricetidae. The record is from RefSeq and is a predicted model, not a curated record.